Molecule: messenger RNA, 2343 nt
Organism: Aspergillus costaricaensis CBS 115574
Lineage: Eukaryota; Fungi; Ascomycota; Eurotiomycetes; Eurotiales; Aspergillaceae
Product: transmembrane 9 family protein
Exons: 4
Coding region: 190-2307 (705 amino acids)
Biological process (GO): vacuolar transport; protein localization to membrane
Cellular component (GO): membrane; Golgi apparatus
Source: RefSeq, a predicted model, not a curated record
AUCCCCAAAUUAUACGAGUUGAGCUCUGAGAAGGAAGAUCGGGCGGUCAGUUGAAAGUUAUUGAUCUGCAUCUGGGAUUGUCGGAUCCGCCACGUACGAAUCAGCUGCCCGCGAUCGUGGGUGCAUUGCGCAACAGCAUCACCGCUUCGGACACCGUGGGCUGAAUCCUUCUUCUUCCGCCAUCCGAUCAUGGCGUUGUCUCAAUUUUGGUGUCCCCGUCAGUGGACGCUAUGGCUUCUCUUUGUGUCUUAUGCCUAUGCGUUCUACGUUCCUGGCUACUCGGUCAAGCGCUACAAUGACGAUGAGCAUAUUCCCCUCCUUGUGAAUAAGAUCUUCUCCGACAACACACAACUCCAGUAUGCCUACUUUGACCUGCCUUUCGUCUGUCCCCCUAGCGGAAGAUCGCAUGGUGGCUCUCCCUUCGGUUCCGGACAAAGCGUGUCUCUGAAUCUGGGAGAGAUCCUUCGCGGCGAUCGCAUCAUGACCUCGGAUUUCGAACUUCAGAUGGGCAAAAAUGUCGAAUGCCAAGCGCUCUGCACACAGGAGGUCGGGCGCAAGGAUGUCAAAUGGGGUCGUCAACUCAUCCACGAAGGUUACGUAGCGGAAUGGAUUGCCGACAAUCUGCCUGGAGCAACAAGCUUUGUGACCGUUGACCGUAGUCGCAAAUAUUAUGCUACUGGCUUCAAGCUGGGAUUCCAGGAAUUUUCGCCCAUCGACGGCAAGCCGCGUUACUACAUCAACAAUCACUUUACCAUUGUCAUCCGCUGGCGGUCGGCACCCGAGGGCGGAAAGGUUAUUGUUGGAUUCGAGAUCUACCCGAAGAGCAUUCGCGCCGCCGAUCAUUUGGAGGGCGGCUGCCCCCAACAUGUCCACGAGACCCACGAGGGAUUGGAGCUGUACAUCCCCCCGGAUACUUCCAAGCUGCGCGAAAUGUACCCUGGAUCAUCGUACAUUCCCGAGGAUGAUGGCGACAUUGACGACGGUGCCACCUUGAAGAUCCCCUACACCUACUCUGUCUACUUCAAGGAAGAAAAUGGAGUCGACUGGUGGAACCGGUGGGACCUCUACUUCAGCAACCAGGAUGAGGGCUCUACGACACAUUGGCUUGCUAUUCUCAACUCGUUGACCAUCGCUGGUGUUCUUGGGGUUGCCGUGUACGUUAUCUGGAGUCGCACGGUUCAAGGAGACAUCAAGGGCCGUGGAGAUGGGGCCAUGGAGGAUGGAAAGCUCAAGGUCCGGAAAGCCAAGCCCGAGAGAAAGGGCGAUGGACUCUUGGAGCAAGGAGCUGAUGUCGAACGGGAUGCGGAUGUCUCGUCCGAUGACGAGGGUCUCGAAGAUGUGAGCGGAUGGAAACUCCUUCAUGGUGAUGUGUUCCGUGUGCCCCAGUACAGUGGACUGCUUGCACCCCUUGUUGGCUCCGGUAUGCAGCUGCUCUUUAUGGUGUCGGGACUUUUGCUACUCAGCUGCCUGGGUGUUUUGAACCCGAGUUUCCGUGGCGGUUUCGUCAGCGUUGGUAUGGGUCUAUUCGUCUUCGCUGGUCUCUUCUCGGGGUACUUUUCGGGGAGGCUUUACAAGACCUUCGGCGGUACAUAUUGGCGCAAGAACACUCUCAUAACUGCGUUAUUCUUCCCUGGACUCGCUUUCUGCCUCAUCUUCAUUCUCAACCUCUUCGUGUGGGCGCAGGCCUCUAGCACUGCCAUUCCUUUCGGCACGCUGGUGAGUCUCCUGGCUCUCUGGCUGCUCAUCCAAGUGCCGUUGGUGUACGCGGGCAGCUGGUACGGAUACGUGCGCACCGCGCCCUGGGAGCACCCGACCAAGACGACCUCCAUUGCACGUCAAAUCCCGCCACAGCCAUGGUAUUUGCACAGCAUUAGCGGGACUCUCUUGACCGGGCUGGGUCCAUUCGCGGUGCUGUUCAUUGAGCUUCUGUUUGUCUUCAAGAACCUGUGGCAGGACAAGAGCGGAUACUACUACGUGUUUGGCUUUUUGAGCGCCGUAUCGUCGAUUCUGAUGGUAACGGUCAGCGAAGUGACGGUCAUCGCAACCUACAGCCAACUCUGCGCGGAGAACUACCACUGGUGGUGGCAGAGCUUCCUCACGGGUAGCAGCAGUGCGUUCUGGGUGUUUGGCUACUGCGUGUGGUACUUUAUCUUCCACCUGCACAUCACUGGCUUCGUGUCGAGUCUGCUGUUCUUCAGCUACAGCUUCCUGGCGUGCGCCGUGUAUGGUCUCCUGACGGGCACGGUUGGAUUCUUGACGGCGUACAUGUUCAUCCGGCGGAUCUACAGUUCCGUCAAAGUUGAUUGAUCGACUCAAAUCAAUGGCCGCAGCAGACAAAUCCAU